AUGUCAAAGAUGACGUGCCUAUCUGCUACAGUUCUUCUGUAUAUGCUGGUGAGAGUCUGUGGCGUGCCAGAUGUGUCCUUUGCUGAUGGGUGCCUCGGUGACACUUGUGCGGCGACGGCUCUCAUGCAGGUUCGGGUGGCCCAACGCAGUCCCAAGACCGAGGAUAGUCGUGUGCGCAGCGUCAGCAACAAGACCGUAAAUGUGCAACCAUCGCAGAGCGAAUCAGCACGUCAGAUUGUGUUCCUGCACAUUCCGAAGACCGCGGGCACUUCCUUCUUUGCAGACGCGAUGUUCAUGAUUCCAUCCAACAUGUCAUUUCUCGACAAUGGUGAGCUUUCCUUGCUGGGCACCCCACACGUGCAGAACGAGACUCGCGUGGUGAUGAUUCGGAGCCCAUUGGACCAUGUUCUGUCGCAAUUUUUGGAGUGCAAGUUUGACUGGUGGGGUAAGCGCGUCACAGCCGGCACGGACUUCCCUUUCAAACCAGGUGUUUAUGGCGGCCUUUACAACUGGGUUCGACAUUUUACGGACCUGAAGAACGAGUCCGUACAGGGUUUUCCACCCGACAGCAAGGAAUGGGCUCGUGCGGUGAGCCACAACUGCUACAAUCCCUGGAACAUGCAGAGUAGAUACCUGGCCAGCGUCUGGGACCAUUAUGUGCCCUUCGACGAGCUUCAGCCCAACAUCAAGGUCGCGAGGCAAGGGCUUCAAAGUGUCCAAGUUGUUGGUGUGCCUGAGCUCUACGUGGAAUCUCUCUGCCUGGUCCAUCUGGAAACGCACGGCCACCUGCCUGAAGGCUGUGCAUGCGGCCAGCAAGGACCGAUUGAGCAAAUCAGCACCGAGUCCCAUUACGUACCGAAUCACUCCAUCAGCGAGCUGCCAGAUGAUCUUUUAGCUGAGAUGGCGAAGCUUGUGCGGGUCGAUGCACAGAUCUACGUCGAUGCCCUCAACCGGUUCGAGCUUGCUGCACGCCAAGCGGCUGACCGCACUGGGAUCCAGAUGUUUUGUGACGAUCGCCUUGACCGUGCGUGGGCCAACGCCAACUCCUUGUUGCAAAGGCUUGGGAUGGAGAAUGCCUCCGAGCUGCAGCGAGCGUGGAAUCACGUGCGUGUCGAGAUAGUGGCAACUGCCACGAGGGAGGCAUCAGGCGAUCAGUCUCCGCGCAGAAGCUGA
Symbiodinium sp. CCMP2592 is the source of this 1173-nucleotide messenger RNA. Lineage: Eukaryota; Dinophyceae; Suessiales; Symbiodiniaceae. The record is from the annotation of a GenBank genome assembly.